This is a messenger RNA of Astyanax mexicanus (Mexican tetra), 12477 nucleotides long. It is a transcript of the gene ankib1b, whose product is annotated as ankyrin repeat and IBR domain containing 1b. Gene Ontology annotation, biological process: protein polyubiquitination; positive regulation of proteasomal ubiquitin-dependent protein catabolic process; ubiquitin-dependent protein catabolic process. Gene Ontology annotation, molecular function: zinc ion binding; ubiquitin protein ligase activity; ubiquitin conjugating enzyme binding. NCBI's taxonomy places the organism in Eukaryota, Metazoa, Chordata, Actinopteri, Characiformes, Acestrorhamphidae. The record is from RefSeq and is a predicted model, not a curated record. Gene Ontology annotation, cellular component: ubiquitin ligase complex; cytoplasm. The transcript is spliced from 20 exons. Bases 272 to 3520 code for a protein of 1082 amino acids.
CGGCUGCGGGCGGCUUCACGCUGCUGUGAGAGCGUCUAUAACAAAGAGCGGAGGGAGAGAUUUGUUUUGUUUAUGGUUUUGAUUGGAGGUAAAGUAAUCGAUUAUUGAUCAUUAUCGAUCAGCUUCAUAUGAGGGCAGUUCUGCGGCGCGAGGGGAACAGCAGCUGAUUAUCCGUAUGAGCUGUUCUAGUCGGGUGCUGCACCAUGUUGGCUGUCUGCAGGUUUACCGGCUGAACUAGCGCUGACGUUAGCGUAGCGCUGGAAGCUGAGAGAUGGGGAACACUGCCACCAAGUUUCGUAAAGCGCUGAUGAACGGAGACGAGGUUCUAGCAUACCAGUUGUACGAGGGGAACCCGCAGUUUAAAGAGUCUCUGGACCCGAACACCUCUUACGGAGAGCCUUACCAGCACAACACCCCACUACACUAUGCUGCCCGGCAUGCCAUGACCCGCAUACUCAGGUCCUUCCUCUUCAGUAAGGACGGAAACCCCAACAAGCGGAAUGUGCACAACGAGACUGCGCUCCACAUGCUGUGCAUGGGCCCACACAUCCUGCUGCCAGAGGGGGCGCUGCAGCCCCGCCUGGCCCGGCCGUACGAGGACGAGCGCCGCCGGUCCGACUGCCUGCAGAUGAUCCUGAAGUGGACUGGUGCCAAGCUGGACCGGGGCGAGUACGAGAGCGCUGACGUAAACGCCACGGACAACAAGAAGAACACGCCGCUGCAUUACGCAGCCGCCUCAGGGAUGAAGAUCUGCGUAGAGUUUCUGGUGAAGCGGAAUGCAGACCUGUUCGCGGAGAAUGAGAAUAAGGAGACUCCGUGUGACUGCGCCGAGAAGCAGCAUCAUAAGGAGCUGGCUCUCAGUCUGGAGUCUCAGAUGGUUUUCUCUACAGAUCCGAAUGCAGAGGACAUUGAGGCCGAGUAUGCUGCCCUCGACCACCGGGAGUUCUAUGAGGGUCUGCGGGUGCAGGACCUGCGGAGGCUGAAGGAUAUGUUGAUAGUGGAGACGGCGGACAUGCUGCAGGCUCCUCUCUUUACAGCAGAGGCUCUUCUCAGGGCACACGACUGGGACAGGGAGAAGCUUCUGGAAGCGUGGAUGUCGAAUGCUGAGGACUGCUGUCAGCGCUCCGGCGUCCAGAUGCCCACCCCCCCGCCUCGCGGCUACAACGCCUGGGAUACGCUCCCGUCCCCCCGGACCCCACGCACCACCCGCUCCUCCAUCACCUCCCCCGACGAGAUCAGCCUCUCCCCGGCCGACGACGACCGCUCCCUGUGUGGGAUCUGCAUGUGUGCCGCCUCCAUGUUUGAAGAGCCUGUUGAUAUUCCAUGUGGGCAUGAGUUCUGCAGAGCAUGCUGGGAAAGCUUUUUGAACCUGAAGAUCCAGGAGGGGGAGGCCCAUAAUAUUUUCUGCCCAGCCUACGACUGCUUCCAGCUGGUUCCUGUGGAAGUCAUAGAGAGUGUGGUGUCCAAAGAAAUGGAUAAGCGCUACCUGCAGUUCGAUAUUAAGGCGUUUGUGGAGAAUAACCCUGCGAUCCGGUGGUGCCCGCGAGCAGGCUGUGACCGGGCGGUGCGGUUGGCGGGGCAGGGACCGGGUGCCAGCGCUUCAGAUCCACUCAACUUCCCUCUCCUGCAGGCUCCUGCUGUGGACUGUGGGAAGGGUCACCUCUUCUGCUGGGAGUGUCAGGGAGAGGCUCAUGAACCCUGUGACUGUCAGACGUGGAAGAUGUGGUUACAGAAAGUUUCUGACAUGAAGCCACAAGAACUGGCAGGGGUGAGCGUGGCGUAUGAAGAUGCUGCCAACUGCCUGUGGUUACUAACCAACUCCAAACCCUGUGCAAACUGCAAAUCACCCAUUCAGAAGAACGAGGGCUGCAACCACAUGCAGUGCGCCAAGUGUAAGUAUGACUUCUGCUGGAUUUGUCUGGAGGAGUGGAAGAAGCACAGCUCGUCUACGGGAGGGUAUUACCGCUGCACUCGCUACGAGGUGAUCCAGCAGGUGGAGGAGCAGUCUAAAGAGAUGACUGUGGAGGCUGAGAAGAAGCACAAGAGCUACCAGGAACUGGAUCGAUUUAUGCACUACUAUACCCGCUUCAAGAACCAUGAACACAGCUAUGAGCUGGAAGACCGUCUCCUCAAAACUGCCAAAGACAAGAUGGAGCAGCUGAGUAAAGUGCUGAGUGGAAGAGAAGGAGGUCCUCCAGACACCACGUUUAUCGAAGACGCAGUCCACGAGCUUCUCAAGACUCGCCGCAUCCUCAAGUGCUCUUAUCCCUACGGUUUCUUUCUGGAGCCUAAAAGCACAAAGAGAGAGAUAUUUGAACUUAUGCAGACUGACCUGGAGAUGGUGACGGAGGAUCUUGCCCAAAAGGUGAACAGGCCUUACCUCCGCACCCCCCGCCAUAAGAUCAUUCGGGCCGCCUGCCUGGUGCAGCAGAAGAGGCAGGAGUUCCUGGCCUCCGUAGCUCGAGGGGUGGCACCCAACGACUCACCUGAAGCCCCUCGCCGCAGUUUUGCUGGGGGGACGUGGGACUGGGAGUACUUGGGCUUCGCAUCUCCAGAGGAGUAUGCUGAGUUUCAGUACCGCCGCAGACACCGGCAGCGCCGCCGUGGAGACAUGUCCAGCCUGAGGAGCAACACGCCAGACUCUGAUGAUCACAACCCCGGAGCUUUAGAUUCAGAGCUGGUGGGGUGUAGUCAGAGACCAGGCCUGCCUAUGCCUCACAGCUCCUUGGAUGAAGAUGACCCAAACAUCCUGCUGGCCAUCCAGCUUUCCCUGCAGGAGUCCGGGCUGGCUGCUGUUGCUGGAGGGGGAGGAGUGGACGCUCAGGAGAUGCUGGCCCACGAGGCGUCCAUGGGAGCCAUCGGUACGUCUCUGCCCUCCAGGCUGGACCCGCUGCUGCACGGAGUGGACGUCCCCCGCGCUGCCCUGAGCAGCUCCGAGCUGCUGGAGGUUGGAGAUAGCCUGAAGAAGCUGGGCAAUAUGAGCGGCCAGAACGUUCCACAGUGCUUUAACAAUCUGGGCAAUCCCAAUCCUAAUCCCAAUCCUAAUCCUGCCCACGAGCCCACCGGAGGCCCGUUCCCACCUCCGCCUGGACAAAUGGAGACCACUGACAUGGAUCCUGCUGAUAACGCUAACCUGCUGGGGAACAUCAUGGCCUGGUUCCAUGAUAUGAACCCUCAGAACAUCAGUCUGGUUCCCCCGGCCGCUCCCUCAGACCUGGAGUUCAGCAGCCAGGCCCCGGAGCAGCCCGGGGAAAACCUGUUCCAGCAGUGGCCUCCAGAGGGCGACGGGGGCGUGGUCAGUGAAUUUUGCAGCACUGAAGAGCGAGAACCCAACAGACCCACUCAGCUGAACCUGGUGACCGUGGAUCUGCCAUCAGCACCGUCGGCUCUGGUGGCUCAGAUGAGCGAGGACCUGGACACGCCUCCCCCUCAACAGUCUGAAACCCCUAAAUGUAACUCGGACCCCGACCAGCCCAGCAGUAGCUCCUCUGAGUGGGAGGGUCAGGUGCAUCUUGUAUGAAUUCAGGACCCCUCGUCCUGAACCGCGGAGCUGCCAAACCACUUUUGAUGUGAAGUAGCCAAGUCAGAAAAAAAAGAAAGGGGGAAUCCACCAGUUAUUCUUUCAGAAUCCUCUGCAUAAUUCUCUUCACUGUUAGAGGUGAGCUGUUCAGAGUGCGGGUUUGGUUUGAAACUGUGCUUGAUUUUUUUCUAGACAAUUAAACAAAACAACUUUUUUGGUUAACGGAACCAGAUCCUUACAGAAAGUACAACACAAAUAUAAAAUAUAUAUUUUAUAGGGGUGUAAAGGUAUGUGUAUUCUUUACGAACCUUCACGGUACGGGGGUCAGGGUUCGGUUCACGCAAACGCAUUCAGAAUACACGCUACAGGCAGUCUAUAUGAGACUUAUGGAACCAAUCAACGUAAUGCGGAACUAAUGAAGUGUUGCACCUGGACAGUGUAGCUGUAGCACUGUUGCUAUUAGCAACUCGCUACUGACUUAGCCCAUAGCCUGUCCUGAGAAGUUUAGCUCUGACUGGAAACAGGCUGGAACACACAAGCAGAGAACGCAGAAACACAAAUAAUUCACUCGUACUGUGUCUCUCUGCCUGUCUCUCUCUCUCUUCCCGUCUCUUUCUCUCUCCCUGUAUUUCUCUCUAUCUUCCUGUCUCUCUCUCCCUGUCUCUCUCUCACCUAUGAAGUCAAUCUCUCGCACUCUCUCUCUCUCUCUCCCUGUCUCUCUCUCUCUCUCCCUGUCUCUCUCUCUCUCACUUAUGAAGUCUCUCUCUUGCACUCUCUCUCUCUCUCACUCUCACUCAUGAAGUCUCUCUCUCGCACUCUCUCUCUCUCUCUCUCUCUCUCCCUCUCUCUCUCUCACUUAUGAAGUCUCUCUCUCUCUGUCUCUCUCUCACUUAUGAAGUCUCUCUCUCGCACUCUCUCUCUCUCUCUCUCUCUCUCUCUCCCUGUCUCUCUCUCUCUCUCUCUCUCUCUCUCCCUGUCUCUCUCUCUCUCUCUCUCCCUGUCUCUCUCUCUCUCUCUCUCUCUCUCUCUCUCACUCUCACUUAUGAAGUCUCUCUCUUGCACUCUCUCUCUCUCUCUCUCUCGCACUCUCACUUAUGAAGUCUCUCUCUUGCACUCUCUCUCUCUCUCUCUCUCUCUCUUUCACUCUCACUCUCACUUAUGAAGUCUCUCUCUCUCCCUCUCUCUCUCUCUCUCUCUCUCACACUUAUGAAGUCUCUCUCUCCCUGUCUCUCUCUCACUUAUGAAGUCUCUCUCUUGCACUCUCUCUCUCUCUCUCUCUUUCACUCUCACUCUCACUUAUGAAGUCUCUCUCUCUCCCUCUCUCUCUCUCUCUCUCUCUCUCUCUCACACACUUAUGAAGUCUCUCUCUCCCUGUCUCUCUCUCACUUAUGAAGUCUCUCUCUUGCACUCUCUCUCUCUCUCUCUCUCUCUCACUCUCACUUAUGAAGUCUCUCUCUCUCUCUCUCUCUCUCUCACUCAUGAAGUCUCUCUCUCGCACUGGGAAAUUCCAUAAUUUUUUUUUAUCAUGAUUUUAAUUAAUUGUUAAUUCAUUAAUUGAACACCACUAAUAUAAUUAAAUUUUGACAGUUUAAUGCUGAUAUCUCUUAAAAAAGAACCCAAACACUGAAAUGCAUCAAAUAAUAUGCUUAGGAAAAAUAUUUGUAGUUUAAGCAUUAAUUAAAGUAAUGCUGUUGUUUUUGUUCUUAAUAAAGCUCCAAAAUCAGGCUCAUUAUUUUUUCCAUCAAGAUCCAAAAGAUGGAGCCUCUCAUGUUGACAGUAUGAGAGAACCCUGGUUUCAAGCAUUUAAUAAAUGUGCUCAAACCCCGUUACAACAUUCCAUCCCAAAAAACAAAACAUGAUUAUAAUGAAGAAUCAUUGUUAUUAUAAAGUUAAUACAGGUAAGGCUAUACAGAAUGCCCAGCCUCUUUAUUUUUUCCACCAACCGUACCGAAAACGUGUGAACUGAACCGUGAUUUUUCUGUACCGUAACACCCCUAAUAUUUUAUGUUACAUACUAUCUAAACCAACUAGUCAGUUUUCUUCAGGGACUAUUUCUUGCUGCAUCCACUUGCAUGUAUCCCUCCUUCAGUUUAAAGAUUUUAAAUUUUAAAGCCAAAAUCUCAAACUCUCAAAACUCUGAUGAAGUAGUACAUUUACUCACCAUCACUCUACACUACUACACUAUACUGACAUUAUUGUUUAAGAUUGACAUAGAAUUAAGCUAGAAUUUCACACCAAACCCACCUCCAAACUCUACUCCAAAGAAGAACUGUUUAUUUAUGCAGAGAAUUUUGAAAUGAACUCCCCUUUAAGGUGAGAGGAGAAAGGUAAUAUAAGUUGCGUAGUCAGACGAAUAGAAAUUGCAGAAACUGUAUUUUAAGAAAACUAAAAACGUAAGUAUUGAAGCUUGUCUGUCGUCUCGCGCUGCGGGGUCUACUUUGAUGUGCUUCGGAGGUGUGUGAUGUGUUCUUUGAUGUGGGACAAUUAACAGGAGGAGGAGAGAGAGAGAGACGGCUGAUAAAAACAGAAGGAUAGAUGGCUGUAUGUAGUUGAUGGCAGGGGGUAAAUAGUUUAGCUAGAGAGAGAUUAGCCUUGGUGCACUACUCCUGUUUGAUUAUCUUUCACAAAAAAAAAAAAAAAUCUACUGUACACAACAAGAGCAUGUGUAGCCAUGGCUAGGCUAGGCUAGGCUAGGCUAGUUUGAAUGUCCUGUGUGGCCUGCAAGAUGCGCUUUAUCUGGAUGUGGGUGUUACUGUAGGUGCCAUAAACGCUGGCGAGAGCUGACGCGAUGCCAGCGGACAGUGUGAUGACUGUGCCUGCUGCUGAGGUCUAAAGCAGCCCCUUUACAAACACCACCCCCUUCCUUUAAACCCUGUGGGCAGUAUUAGAGAAAUUCUAAAAAAAAAAAUGUGAGUGUUUAAUCUCUCUCUGUUGUGUCUGCAGCUCACAGUUCAUUACCAACCACUGUUACCUGCUAUUUUGAAUGGUAUUUUGCAGAAUAUUGGUAGGAAAUGUAUGAAAAUUAAGUAAAUGGGCAGUUUUGUAGUUUUUCUACUCUCUAUAUAAUAUUCAAUGGGCGGGUAUAUUUUUAUAUUUUUCCAUUUUAAAAAAGCAUAAUAUGAUUAUAUAUAUGUAAGUAUGCUUCAGAAGGUGUUUUGUCCUUUUCCUAAAUCCAGGGAAAUGUGAUACAUACUGUAAAUGAUAGUAUGUGAAAUAUAAUAGCAUAUAUACAGUUAUAUAACAGCAUUUCUCUGUACUAGGAUAAAGAAGAAGGGUUUAAAUAUUUAAUGUUAUAUAGUGUAUAAUGGUUGCUGAAAACCCCUGGGAAAGCCCCUGACCAAUCACAAUUCUAACGCAGCCCCGCCCUCUCUUUGAGUCUGAGCAGCUGCCAAAGCUACAAAAUAAAAGUCAUACAAAAACAUUUAAUAUAUACAAAUGAGUUUUUAGGGGAUUUAAGCAAUUUUGUUCUAUUAUGUAUUUAUAUUAUAUAAUUCCUCGUUCUGGCCAUUGACUUUCACUAUUAGCGAUGAGAUUAAAUAUAUAUAUAUAAUAGUAUAUAACAUAAUAGUAUUUACAGUGUUAUAAGGUGGUAUAGAGUCGGGGUCCGUAGGCAGUUUUGAAGAGGGUAAAUCAAUGAAUGAUGAGUUUUUAGUGAACAGUGUUUGUGGUAAUGGGCUGUACGCUGCAGGUUUGGCAGGUGGAGAUUAGGGUGGAGUACUCCUCACUCUGGCUAAUUGUGAGGUAAGGAAGAUUCUGGUGAUUGUGAUGAUGGUUAAAGAUGGUGGUGAAAGAAAGUGUAAGUUGCGAGCUGAGUUGUGAUCCUUUUUCUCGGUAAAGCUGAUCACUGUAAGGCUGAUAUACUUGCUGUUUGGCUAUGCUCUCACGUUGACAGCCGGCUGCGUUGUGAAUGUAACUGUUUAAACUCUCGCACGUGUGCUGCACUGGAUACUUGCACUAGAGGGCGCUUCAUCCCUGCUAUGUUUCCAGUAUGUGUUUAAUUUUGCCAUUCCACGUCAACUUUUAAUGUUGAUAAAAUAAAACAAUGCUGAUUAUUGAUGGGAAUAACAGGGCAUCUUAUAAUAUUAUAUAACGUUAUGUUGCCCAUUAUGAUGAUUACAUCACGAUACUAUGAUUUUGCGAUAUUAUUACUGUAUUAUCUUCAGAAUCUGUGUUACUGUAGACAAUUAAAUUGUGGAUUUAUUGGUGUCAGAAUUUAACAACCAGUAUUUUUCACCGCAGGUUUACCCAAUUCAUUUGAUUAUAACGCCACUAGGUGAAGUAAUGAAGCAGUAUCUUUAAUACAUCACUAAUUAUAGGUAGACUUUUAGGGAGUUUAGAGUGCCUAUGUUGCAAUAAACUUAUUCAUAACAUUCAUUGACGCCACAAAUCAAUACAGUACAAUUGAAACUAUACGAUAUAUCGCCAUAUCGAUAUAUUGUCCUACCCAUAAUGCUGAUCUCUGGUGAGGACACAUCAUACAGAUGCGGGUCGUUUUAGGAACUGCAAAUUGCUGCACUGCCCCCUAGUGGUGUGGUGUGUACUGCACCUCGCUUAUGUAAUAUGUUAAUUCCUGAAUUUGUGCACAACCCACACACAAAAAAAACCCCAAAAAGACGCAGGUAACGCAAGGCAGCCAUUGUGUGUACGUAAACGUAUAGUUAACAGCACGUAUAUCUCUAGUGUAAUACGCCACUGUUGGAUGAGAUGGAGUGUGACGUGAAGGUGAUGUUCUGCAGUGUGUUUUUUUGUUUUUGUUUUAUGGUUAAAGCGGUUCUAUCUAACUCUACGCAAACUCAUCACAGUGCCUUUUCUGUGAGUUCUCUCCUAUUUAUUGCCACAUCUCUGGAGCACCGGCCUCCGGACGCAGUGUUUUUAACCACAUGUUUUUUAUAUAUAUCCUCUCUGCCACCCUUUAGCUCGACUCUGAAGCGUUUUUCUAAAGCAUUUAUUAUGAGCGCCACUGGGUUCCUCGCCGGGUUCCCACGCACCUCCUCCAAUCGUACUAACUCCACCGCCGAUUCAGUGAGCUGGGUGUGUGUACAGUAUGUGACGCCAUCGUGCUUCAUUCAGUGUGUAAAACGCCAGACCUGAUUAAUAUAUUGUACAAUUGAUUUUCUAUUUAUUUGAAAUUGAAUGUCUUUCAUAUAAAACAAAUGAAAUAAUUGAUAAUGUAUAAAAAAAAGCCAAUGUUUCGUCUAGUUCUGUUUCGACAGUCCUUUUACAGUGCCACUUUUAAAUACGCGCUUUAUACUAAUUAAUCGUGACUACUGAGGUGAUAAUCGUUAACAGCCAUUUCAACAAUUAAUACUUUUCUUUUUGUUAUAUUAGUAUUAUAAUAAUAAUUAUUAUAGAUUUUUUUUUUAUGGGCAUGUAUUUCUAUAAACACCAAAUCAGCCAAAUCUUCUAAACUUGACUCAAGUCAAGACUGACUCAUUGAAACCUUCAACUCAGAGUAAUACUAUAUAUACACAUAUAUAGUGUAUAAUAACUAUAUAUUCAAUGCUAUAUACUGUAUCUGUAUAGAACAUUUCCAGAAUUGUAAUUUGCUGUACACUCCAUUAUCAUUAAUAUUGUACUGUAACAAGUUCUCUCGAUGCCAUAGAACAUUACAUUUUGAUCAAAUGCAUGAAAAAAAUGAUAAAUAGUUGAUUGGUCUGGACACCAUGUUGCAGGACAACAGCUCAUAACUGGGGGUCUGUAAAUCUGUCAAGGCCAAUCAUUUAAUGCCUGGCCAAAAAAAAAAAAUCUUCAGCAAAAAACAAAAAAAAAGGUUGUAUUGCCCCACAAGAUUUAUUUCAAUCCAGUGUUGCAUUAAUUUUUCACCAAGAUCAUUACCACCAUUGAUGAUGGUAGAGUCUGACCACUGCACAAAGCAUCACUUCUCCAUCCAGCACAUCCCAAAGAUUCUCAAUGAGGUUAAGAUCUGGACUCUGUGGUGAAGAAUCUAUGCUCCCUGAAUCACUCUUUCACAAUUCCAGCCCCAUGAAUCCUGGCAUUGUUAUCUUGGAAUAUAGCCGCGCCAUCAGGGAAGAAAAAAUAUAUUGAUGGAAUAACCUAGUCUAUAUUCAGUAUAUUCAGGUAGUCAGCUGACCUCAUUCUUUCAGCACAUACAGUUGCUGAACCUAAACCUGCAGACCAACUGCAGCAUCAACCAACCCCACAUCAUUUACUUACUUAAAUCCAGGUGGAGACUUUUUUUUUUUGGUCAGGCAGUGUAUAUAUAGACCGAUUCAUAACACAUUACAAUUUAAGGACCAAAUCCUUAGUAUGUGACUGGCUAGCUGGUAGCACUACCACAACCUGUGCAGUUCUAAAUGGCAAGCUUAGCUCAGUUUGAAUUUAAAUCCCUUCUAGCUACACCGCUAACAAAUUAGCACCAAUAAAAACCUUAAAGAAGAAAUCUGGUGUGAAUUAGAAUUGGGGUGUAGUAAAACAUGAUUUUAGUAUAAACUUUUAGCGAAUAGCUCAACUUCAUUCAGCUCACCCCCUGCAUUCUGAAAUACUUCGCUUUUAGCUGAUGCUCCCAAUGCUCGCAUUGUUUUCAAACUUAUGGGUAUAGGGUUGCCCAUGUAAAGAAAUCAACAUUAUUACACCAUUAACAAGCUCAAAGUAGCUCCACACUUCAUAUUUAGAAUUCUGAGGCCCUGACAUUUAAAAUGGGACACUAUUAAAAUUAGUUUUAAAUAAACUAGUGCACAGCUAGUUUAUUUAAAACACUGUUUAAACAGUACAUACAGUACCUUCAGGUAGUUCUCUGGGGGCCACCUUCUUGAAGUUAAAGUGACGAUAACUCGACUGAGGAGUCACUGAGUAGUAAAACCUUAGUAUAAGUAUGCCAUUUGUUAUGGUGCUCUUUAUUUUCAUGAAGACAGAGGUGGGCUAUUUGACAAAAGUUUGUACUUAACAUUUUUCACUACGCUCUUUUCAAACCGAUUUAAAUUCCUACAACCCCCCUGAAAGGACAUGAGGGGACAUUUUAAUUAUCUUGGGAUAAAUAUUUUGGGAUAAUGCGUUAGAAAAAAAUAAUCUCAGGUGUUUGUUGCCUACAAAUUACCAACUCUGGCCUUUAGAUGGCACCAAUGUGCCAUUCACUAUUAUCUUUUUUUUUAAGCAGAGUUUAAACAGUUUGAAACGUGUUUUAAAACAGACCACAGAGGAAGGAUUGCCCUGAUAAAUUUGAGGUAACGUUAUCUGUUCUUAUUUAAAAGGAGCAACGGUUUUCUGAACAACAUGGAUUCAAUUUUAUAAGGUGCCUGUAAGGGUGUUUGUGCCCACUCUAAACUCUGGAUGGUACAAAUGCUCAUCUUCAAGAAGAAUGUGUCUUCUUUUGAAUAUUAAAAAAACAGUACCUCCGAUAUAAAACAUCUGUGUAAUCUAACCUUCCUCUGGAAAAGAAAGAAAAAAAAACAUUUUAAAACAUGUUUCAAAUAAAGCUCUGAUAUAACAGUGUCUGUUAGCAAGCACUGAAUUAAUAAUGAAUAAUUAUAUUUCCAUUAGAGUAGUGCAAAUUACAUAAUUAACUUCCAGCACCCCUAAAUAAUGAGUGGGUUUGGAAAAAGAUAAUGAAUAGCGUAUUGGUAGCGUCUACAAGCCAGAGUGGGAAGUUACCUGAUAUUACCCAUGUAAUUCCAUGUUUCACUAAAAUUACAGUUUUUUAAUCCCAAAUGUCCUUGUGUUUUGGGGGCUGUGUUUUUCAGUGCGCUCUGCUAAACCCGUAAAUAAGCCUCCAGUGCUAAACGCUGUAGCUAUAUCCAAUAAAUAGCCAUAUGGCUAACUGAUUAAAUAAAAAGAAGCUGCUGUAUUUGUGAAUUCUCUACUGGUGGGAUGUGCGCUAACCUGUUAGCUGGGUAGCUAAGCUAAUGAAAUAAAUAUUUGUAGGUUUUAUGUGUAGUUUCUCUACCGGUGGACACUAAUAUGAUAGCUAGGUCUCUUAGCUAGGUUAGGUAGCAUUAUACAAUCUGAGUUUACUGUGUUGCCUUGUCAGUAAACUCAGUUUGUAUAAUGCACCAGAGAAAAAAAAAUAAUUAUCACAAAAAUCACAUGAUAACAUUUAAAAACAGUGGAUGUGUGAAUGCACACAAAGCCUCUAAGCAGCACAUAUCUAUUAGUAGAACUUGACAGAACAUAACAGCCAAGCUAAGCUAAGCUACACUAAGCUGAGCUAAGCUAAGCUAAACUAAGCCAAGCUGGCUAAACUGUGGUCAGUGCUACGUAAAUCGGAUUGACUAGUCAGAAUCAUCAUUCCCAGAAAUCUACAAACACAAGAUAUGUGUUUUUGAAACUAAACAAAUUUAACCAGAUUAAAUACAGUACAGAACACUGUACGCUGUACUCAAGGACUUGCUUUAGAACCUAUGUUCUAUGGCAUCGCUCAUAGAACCAUUUUUUGUUUGUUUUUAAGAGUGCAAUAUUAAUGAGAACUGGAGUGUACAGUACUGAAAAUAUCGGAAACGCUCAAAAAUUAUGUGUAACUACGAACUCUUCCACACACACACAUGUUGGGGAUACAUGCACUGAUUGUUCCGAGGGUUCUGGUUCUGUUCUGAUCAUGUUCUAGAUGACUGAAACAGACCCCAGUGUUCCGAGGGUUCCAUACAGAGGAGACUCUCAGUGGGUUCUCUUCUCGCAUGUCCGGAUCUAGAGGAACUGACGUGGUUCUGUUUGUGUGUGUGUGAGACACAGUGUUCUAGAUCAGAAUGUGUGUGUGUAAGAGUCUGGUUCUCCUGAAGAAAGAAAGGCAGAUGAAGGCGGGUCGGUGGAGAACUUAAAGAAAGCAUAUUUUCUAACCCGGUGCCGUUUUUUUAUUGUUAAACUAAUCCUGAUACGGUUUUGCACUUUCAGAGUUUAUACUUGAUACAUUCCCACUUUCUAUGGAAAUACCAUGUUUGAUGUUUGGCCAAUAAAUUUGACUGAACUGAGUGAAACUCAAUAAAGUUGUCAAGACAAGUCAAAAAUCA